Molecule: messenger RNA, 6169 nt
Organism: Artibeus jamaicensis (Jamaican fruit-eating bat)
Lineage: Eukaryota; Metazoa; Chordata; Mammalia; Chiroptera; Phyllostomidae
Gene: CARD14
Product: caspase recruitment domain family member 14
Exons: 26
Coding region: 2466-5480 (1004 amino acids)
Biological process (GO): regulation of apoptotic process
Molecular function (GO): protein binding
Source: RefSeq, a predicted model, not a curated record
GGGGCCGGGGCCUCGCCCACUCCCCUAUAAAAGCUGCAGAGGCAGGACAAAGCUGAUGCCCGCUGAGUUAGGAGUAGGAUGUUUGUGCUCAACGCGUACUCGGCGCCGCCCGAGGCACGGCGGCUCUACCUCGAGUGAGAACCGGGGCGCGGGCCGCAAAGUGCUUAUACGUGUAUGCGGUGUCACUGGCCGGACUCGGAGGGCGCCAGACACAUCGUCGGAAACGGGUUAUUACCUACGUGGGGUGGAAAUGCUCGCUGCAAAUAGUCUGCUUUUGGAAAACCUGGAAUCAGCUCUGGUUAGGUCCACGUUUUUUAACCCCUUAAAGAGUAGCCCCUACUCGGCUUCGAGUAUAGAGACAGGGCCACGCCUGGGGCUGUGCUCACUGGGGUCCCCCGAUGCCCUCCUCACCGGGACCCCGGGGCUGGCCGCGUGACCGUGAGGACGCGCCUUCGUUGGACCGCAGCGCCCUCUUCACUGCGGCCUCAGACUAAAUCCUGCCGUGCAGACGACCCCAUAGGCACUGGCUUCUUGCUGCCCCGCCAACAUACCCAGUUACGCCAACUCCCCCCACACUUUCUUAAGAAAACAUAGCUACAUUAUGGAAACGUUGUAACGUGGAGACAUUUCUCUCCCUGUGAUACUCCUAGUGAAGGGCUCUGUUGUGCGGCCUCUCCAGCCCCCUCCCCUGGGGAGGCACAGGAUGAAGCCCAAAGCCCCGCCUGACCCCACCCAACUGGACCAGGGACCCCCCACCGCCAGCGUCCAGCAUCGGGCGGCAGAUGCGCAUGGGGCAUCUGUGGGCAUCAAAGGGACAGAUGGCGCUGCCCUCCCAGAGCUGUGCUCCAGGACAGGGCAAGCCCAACAGAAUGUGCAGACUGGCGACAUCCUUGCAAACAGUAACGUGAUUGCAGUUGUCACAGCUUCUGUGAUGCAAAUGAAAUGAGGCCGGUGGAGAGGAGCACAGGCCGCCCAGGGUGAAAGAUGACCUGGCUGUACGAGAGAAGGACAAGGGGCUUGUCCUCUGGAGGCCACGCUCCAGGUGGGGAGGCAGUGGAGGGUUAGAUCCUGUCCAGGGAGUGAGAAGCGGCCACCUUGCCCACGACCCAGGCCUGGGCCAGCAGAGUCCUGCCCCUCCCCCCGGCUUUUCCAGAACUGUCCCCGCUCAGCAGCCCCUGCCGCCCUGGUCUGCUCCCACGCUCUCCCUGCCCACGCCCGCUACUGCGGGUCCUCCUCGCAGGACCGAAGGCAGGGCCGCAGAGGGCUGGGUCCGGGCGCCUGCACCGCCUCCGCCGUGACACUUGGCCACCCAAACUGUGUCCCUGUGAGAGUUCACGCCAGGGCAGGAAGUGCCCUGGACAACGUGGGACAGAAGGACGCACAGCCCCAGUUCCGUCUCCGUUUGACUGGUUGAAUUAAUGGCGUUGUUUUCUGAAAUACUGACUCUUUGGUUUUAUGGAACCGGCACUCGUUCUAAAAGUUCCAUCAACGACAAAGAAGGAGGCGUCGGGAGCCCUGAAGUUACACGGACACGAAUGUGACCAGUGGGGGCACUGGUGAACAGCGUCCGGAACCUGCAGGCACUCGCGCUCCGUCCGUCUGUCCCAUGAGUCUGUGCGCACACCUGCACGUGGGACUGGCCGAGCAGCAGGCGGCAGAGGGGUGGGCGAGUGCGCAGACCAGAGGCUUCCGCCGGGACAGACUCACUGUCGCUGUUCCACAGCAACAAGACCACGUUCCACGUGGCUUCAGAGGAACGUGUACGUUUUACUUGGACCCCAAGUUACUGUGCAAACAAUGUCUGGGUGCAGCGCGGCCACACCCCGACCACCAGGGCCGCGCCUCGAACACCCACCAGGCCGGGGUGGGGGCGGCUGCUGCCCCCUGUCUUCUCACAGCACCGCAGCUGAAAUUCCGCGGCACACCAAAAACGUGUUCUUUUUGCCAAUCUGACCAGAAGAUGGGUAUAAUUUUGCUUGAUUUACAAAAAGUAAGGACAGUAAUUACCCACCCUUUUUGCUCCAAGGGGACUUUUUAAAAAUCAGGAGCCUGUACUCGUACAGAAGGAUUUCUGCUACCGAGAAUGAACCAGUCGGGCCCCACCUUGUGAUGUCCUGUGCCCAGUGAGAUGCAGCGCUUACCGUGUGACCGGGACGGCCGCCCACACCGCAUUGCUAUUGUGUUGGCCAUCGUCAUUCUUUGUUCUGUUUUGUUUUGUUUUAAUCCUCACCCAAGGUCUUCGUUUCGUGAACUUUGAGUUUUGGAGCAAGUCACACGGCGUGAAACAGUCUUCAGGUGGCCUCGGCGCUGGCUGGGCUGCUCUUCCUGUCCAGCCCUGUCCCGCCGCCGCCAGGACCCUGCAAAGGAGGCUGCACCACCUGGCCCGGGGGAGGGGGCUCCGGGUCCCCUUCCACCGCAAGCAGUCCCUGCGCAGACGGACGUGAGCGUCUCCCGGGCCCGCAGGCAUGGCGGGACUGCGCCGCACCGAGUCCACGCUGGCAGCCCUGGACGAGGAGACGCUGUGGGACAUGACCGAGAGCCACCGCUGCAGGAUCGUGCGCAGCAUCUGCCCCAGCCGCCUCACGCCCUACCUGCGCCAGGCCAAGGUGCUGGGGCAGCUGGACGAGGAGGAGGUGCUGCACAGCCCCCGGCUCACCAACAGCGCCAUGAGGGCCGGACACUUGCUGGACUUGCUGAAGACGCGAGGGAAGAACGGGGCCGUCGCCUUCCUGGAGAGCCUCAAGUUCCACAACCCCGACGUCUACACCCUGGUCACUGGGCUGCAGCCGGACGUCGAUGGCAGCAGCUUCAGUGGGCUCAUGGAGACGUCCAAGCUGACCGAGUGCCUGGCUGGGGCCAUCAGCAGCCUGCAGGAGGAGCUGAGCCAGGAGAAGGGGCAGAGGGAGGCCCUGGCGCAGCAGUGCCGGCGGCUGCAGGAGCGCCUGCGCGAGGCCGAGGCCCAGGCUGAGGGCCUGCGGCAGCUGGAGGCGGACCAUGCCCGCAUGAAGCGGGAGGUCAGCGCCCACUUCCACGAGGUGCUGAAGCUGAAGGACGAGAUGCUUGGCCUGGCGCUGCACCACAGCGGCGCGCUGCGGGAGAAGGAGCUGGCCGCCACACGCUGCCGGGCCCUGCAGGAGGAGCUGUACCUGACGCAGCAGGAGCUGCAGCGAGAGAGGCUGGCCGCCUCCUGCGAGCGGGAGUUCCGGGAGCGGUCGCUGAGGGCGGCCGACAGCCUGGAGCCCGGAGCUGAGGAGCUGAGCCGCCUGAAGGAGGAGAAUGAGCAACUCCGCUCGCUGACGUUCAGCCUGGCGGAGAGGGACAUUCUGGAGCAGAGCCUGGACGAGGCCCUGGAGAGCAAGCAGGAGCUGGUGGACCGCAUCCACUCUCUGAGGCAGCGGGCGGUGGCCGCUGAGAGGCAGCGGAAGCAGUACUGGGAGGAGAAGGAGCAGACCCUGCUGCAGUUCCAGAAGACCAAGGUGGACUGCGAGAUCUACAAGGAGAAGAUGGCGGCCCUGCAGAGCCAGCUGGCGGAGCUGCAGAAAGAGCGGGACCAGGCCUACUCCGCCCGGGAUGCGGCCCAGGUGGAGAUUUCCCAGAGCCUGACGGAGAAGGACGCCCUCCGCAGGAAGGUGUUCGAGCUGACGGACCAGGUCUGCGACCUGCGCCAGCACCUCCGCAGGCUGCAGGCUGAGUCCUCGAAAGCGCCCACGCAGGAGGCAGGGCCCCGGGAGCCGGGCCAGCGGGGGAAGCAGCGGCUGGUGCGGAUGUUCGCCGUUUGCCCCCGAGAGGACAGUGACCACAGCUGCCUCAGCUCCUCUGAGCUCUGGUCCGACCUGAGCGCCACGUCCAGCCAUGAGCUGGGGGACAGCUUCCGCUCCAGCAGCCCUGUGCCCCCCAGCCAGCUGUCCCUGUAUAAGCGAGCCACGGAGGACUUGCAGGACGAGCCCUGGUCUUUCAGCGACUUCUCGGAGACCCUGGAGGUGGACCGGGGAGCCACCCCGGGACCUCAGGUGGGAGAGGUGGACCUGGACUACGAGAUCGUAGACGGGGCAGACCUUCUGGAGUCCGAGAGCUGCCUGCAGCCCACCUCCAGGGCCCUCUGCGUCUCAGGCAGCGCCCCCGUGCGGCGCAGGCCAGCCCGGAAGAUCCUGAGCCAGGUCACGGUGCUGGCCUUCCAGGGAGACGCGUUGCUGGAGCAGAUCAGCGUCAUCGGCGGGAACCACACGGGCAUCUUCAUCCACCGGGUCACCCCGGGCUCGGCGGCGGACGAGAUGGCCUUGCGCCCAGGCACCCAGAUCAUGAUGGUGGACCACGAGGCCACGGAGCCCUCCUUCAAGGCCGUCCUGGAGGGCACGACGCUGGAGCAGGCCGUCGGCCUCCUGCAGCGGGUGAACGGCUUCUGCUGCCUGUCGGUGAAGGUCAACCUGGAGGGUUAUAAGAAGCUGGUGCGGGACCUGGAGGCCAAGGCGGCCACGUCGGGGGACUCCUUCUACAUCCGAGUCAACCUGACCUUGGAGGGGCGGGCGGAGGGAGAGCUGCAGGCCCACUGCGGCGACGUCCUGCACGUCACCGACACCAUGUUCCAGGGCCGCGGCUGCUGGCACGCCUGCCGCGUGGGGCCCUACAGCACGCAGCACGGCGAGCGAGGCACCAUCCCCAGCUACGCGAGGGCCCAGCAGCUGCUCUUUGCCCUGCUCCGGGAUGUGGCUCAGCAGAGCACCGCCGGACGCAAGGUGAGGCGCAAGCAGACUUCUGGGGGGCCCCAGAAGUUGGUCCGCAUCGUCACUGUGGACAGAACCAAGGCCAGCCCCCCGUGCGCCCCCUCUGACGGAACACAGUCAGUCCCCAGUGGCCUGGGAGACCCCCCCACCGGGAGCUUCUGGGCCGAGAGCUGCAUCACCUUGGCGCCCUACUCGCGGUUGCGCCCCCACCGGCCCCGGCGGCCCCGGCCCGUGCUCUUCGUGCCCAGGCUGCUGGGGAGGAUCCUGAGCGAGAAGCUCUGCCUGCUCCAGGGGUUUCAGAAAUGCCCUGCAGAGUAUUUGAGCCAGGAGGAGUACGUGGCCUGCCACCAGAGAGGAGAUGUCAUCCAGGAGAGCGAGGCCUCUGGGGGCCGCCACUGCGUGACCCGCGCGGCCGUGGAGCUGCUCAUGGAGAAGAACACCCAUGCGCUGCUGGACGGCCGGCUGGACUGUGUGCGUGCCUUGCACGGGGCGGACAUCUUCCCCAUCGUCCUGCACGUCCCCGUCAACGAGAAGGCUGCGAGGAAACUCAGGAAGGCCCUGCAGCGGCUGGGCACCUCAGAGGAGCAGCUCCUGGAGGCCGGCAGGGAGGAGGAGGGCGAGCUGGACCGGGCGCCCGGCCUGCACUGCAGCCUGGCUGCCGACGGCUGGAGUGACCUGGACUCCCUGCUCGGCUGCGUCCGCUUCGCCAUCUCCGACGAGCAGAAGAAGGUCGUGUGGACAGAGCAGAGCCCCCCCUGAGGCCCCGUCCCCUCCUGGGUCUGUGGGGACCUUCGCGUCCUGUCCCUGGAGCUUGGGGCCUCGCAGGCCGGACUUCAGCGCUCACCAGACAGGCCCCCAUCGGCUCCCUCCCUGGAGUCCCACCACGAACCUGGACACUUGCGGGUCCCAGGCGGCGUUCUGACCACCUCUCUGCGUCACCCUGGGCUCAUGCGGUCUGGGCCGGCCACCAUCAACGUUCCCGCAGCCGGAGGCGAGCCCUGUCCGGAUAACUCCCGGUCUGACCACUGCACUUCCCUCUCGGGUUUCAGUGCGGCAAAGGUGGGUGGUGGCCCCAAUGGCCCGUGGCCCUGCCCGGAGCCGACUCCCCUCAGCAACUCGUUCAGAGACUGUCCGCCGGUCAGCACUGUCUCCCAGUGACAGAGACAGUAUUUGCACUGGGUUUGUGCCCAGCCCGGGGACCGUGGGGGCCCUGGAGAAGGCUACACAGAGCCCUCUGUAGGGUGUCCUCCUGAGGUGCAGAACUGCCCCUCUACCCGUCACCCCCACUCUGUCUCAGCCCCCUGGACGCCACCCCAGGUGCCCCUAUCAGGCUGCCGCCUGCCCGUCGUGGGCUGAGGGUCCCCAGGGCGUUGCUCUCAAACUCCAGGCAGCAUGGACGAGCUCAGGAAUGGACUUCGGUGUAUUUUACAAAAUGAGCUUUUACAGUA